ACACGGAAGAUGUGACGUUGCACUGUUGAAUGAAAGAACAAACUCACAUACUCAGCAGUUUUUGCUGGACUUAACAAGGGUCGGACAUUAAUUUACAUGCAUUGUAAUUAUUACGAUGGCCAAUUCAACCGUAGACACGGCGACGCUUUGCCUGUUUGAUGUGGACGGGACCUUAACAGCAGCUCGGCAGAAGGCAACUCCUGACAUGCAUCAGUUCUUGAGUGAACUGAGACAACGAGUGAGAGUGGGGGUAGUUGGUGGCUCAGAUUUUGACAAAAUCAAAGAGCAAUUGGGUGAUGAUGUAAUUGACAGAGUCGAUUAUGUGUUUGCUGAAAACGGUUUGGUAGCAUACAGAUUUGGGAAGCUACACUCAGUGCAGAAUAUACAGGCAUACCUAGGAGAGGAAGUUUUACAGGAUUUCAUCAAUUACUGCCUGAAUUACCUUUCGAAGAUAAAACUGCCCAAGAAGAGAGGCACAUUUAUUGAAUUCCGUAACGGAAUGCUAAAUGUCUCUCCGAUUGGUCGAAGUUGUAGCCAACAGGAAAGAAUCGAAUUCUUUGAACUGGAUAAGAAGGAGAAGAUCAGAGAAAAGUUUGUUUCUGUUUUAAAAGAAGAAUUUGCUAGGAAAGGACUGGCUUUCUCCAUUGGAGGUCAGAUCAGCUUUGAUGUGUUUCCAGAGGGCUGGGAUAAGCGCUAUUGUCUUGGAAUUGUGGAGAAAGACUCAUACCAGACCAUCCAUUUUUUCGGAGACAAAACAAUGCCUGGAGGAAAUGAUUAUGAAAUCUUUGUAGACCCCAGAACAAUUGGCCAUGAGGUGAAAUCACCCGAGGACACACAGAGGAUCUGUAAGACGCUCUUCUUAAGUUAAAGGACCCUAACAAUGACCUCUGCUCUCCAGACUACAAUAUCUGUGAACACAGAACGUCUCACUUGGCAUGCCCAAGUCAAUGUAUUUACUAAAUCAUGACCCUGCCACCCAUAACCUCAAUAUUGGAGAAACCACUGUUCAUUUUAUAUGGGACCUGUUACAUAUUUACAGGUUUAAGAAACUGAUUGGUGCUAGCAUAAUGAUGUCAUAUUUCUGUGCUUUACAUCAACUCUAAUUAUAUAAAAUGAACCCUUCUCUUUUCCAUUUUGGUUAUUUGCCAUAAACACAUAUUUAUAUUAAUAUACAUAAAGUAGAUUUGUUAGGAGCAGGAGUGAUAGGUGGGUUGGUGACAAGUGUGGGUUACAUUUUAUAACUAAUUGGAGUCAAAGGUGCCACAUUUUAGGCCUAGUUUUGAUUGUAGAAUAUAAUACAUUAGAUCAAAUGGCUUUUGCGAGAAUGAAUUGCCCUCAGUUUUUCAAUCAAGCCAAUCAUUUCAUAAGUAUAUUGACAAUUUUGCACUAAGCAACAUCCAAGAGCUCAAAUUAAACAGGCUAUAUACUUAUUUGCAUAAAUAACAUAAGUAAAACAAAACAAACAAUGUUCCUAUGUGGCACUAUGUGACAAAUAAAUUGUUUAACUGAAAAAUGAAAAGGCCUCACACAAGUUAACACGCCCUGCAUAUUUAAUGUUUAAUAUACUGCAUAUGUUGGACAAAUGAGAUUUCAGUGUGGUCAAGGCUACCCAGCACUACAUCAAGCAACCAAUAAAAUGUCCUGUCUCCUGUAUGUCGUCAUGCUUGUUUAGGACACAGCAAGUGUACUGUCAAUAUACUGACAAAAUGGUGUCAAAUGUUUAAAGUUAUAAUAUUAAGCAGUCAGGAGGUUUUUUGUAAGUAACACAUUUGAAAAAUUAAAUGUAAAAUUCUCAAAGGUGCACUUUUUUUUGUCAUCUUGGACUUACAGUGAUGCCUAGUGGUGUGGAUGCAGCAUCAUUUAAAAUCAAUAUUUUUCUGUUACAUAUGCCAUAGUAGAAAUUCACUAUUCACAAUCAGCCAUGAUUCACUUAAUCCAAGAGUGAAAGUGUCCAAUAAGGAGACGGUUAGUGAGAUUAAGCAAGUAGUAUUCAGCUGGUCAUGUGAUUCUAAAAUGUUAGCCCCCAUGAGGGCGCCCCCUGCCUCAUUUAGAAUAAAACAGCUUUUAUAAGGUUACUGAUAUGACUAGUCUUCAUCUCACAUGAGUGGUCAUGCUUUUAUACAGUACAUAUGUUUCAAAAUUAGAAUUAACUUCUUUAGGAGUAAAACAUUUUUAAUGGGGAAAAGUUACUGUUUGCACUUUUAAUUUCCCUUAUUCUGCUGGAAUUCCAUAAAAGCCUACUUAAAUGCUAAUAUAAUUUUGAUUAAUAAAUGUCUUUAUAGGGUAAUUUUUUUUAUAAGAAGUGUCUGUUAUGCUACUAAUUGUGAGACAGCCAAAGAACCACAAAUUUUACUUAUUAC
Xyrauchen texanus (razorback sucker) is the source of this 2360-nucleotide messenger RNA. Its product is annotated as phosphomannomutase 2-like. Gene Ontology annotation, cellular component: cytosol. The transcript has 8 exons. The record is from RefSeq and is a predicted model, not a curated record. NCBI's taxonomy places the organism in Eukaryota, Metazoa, Chordata, Actinopteri, Cypriniformes, Catostomidae. The coding region runs from base 116 to 868 and encodes 250 amino acids. Gene Ontology annotation, molecular function: phosphomannomutase activity. Gene Ontology annotation, biological process: protein N-linked glycosylation; GDP-mannose biosynthetic process; mannose metabolic process.